AUAUCUCUGGCUGGCGUCCUCUAAAGCAGUCAGUCCCUGGUGUGUGUGACCCAGCUGGGAGUAACAGUAAAAUGGCAGGCGUGCUGGCUCGAAAAGCUGUCGACUAUGUCAAGAGCAAAGACUUUCGAGACUAUCUUAUGAGCACGCAUUUUUGGGGCCCUGUGGCCAACUGGGGACUUCCUAUUGCUGCUAUCAAUGACAUGAAUAAAUCACCAGACAUCAUAAGUGGACGCAUGACUUUUGCCCUUACCUGUUACUCCUUGAUGUUUAUGAGGUUUGCAUAUAAGGUGCAACCCAGAAAUUGGCUACUUUUUGCUUGCCAUUUUACAAAUGAAUGUGCUCAACUUAUUCAGGGAGGACGACUGAUAAAACAUAAAUUAUCUCAAAAAGAAGCUAAAGAUAAAUGAACAAAAUAAGCCUUCAACCUCUGCAUUUUGGAAUAUAUGCCUCAUAACACUAGGAUCUUGCCAAGCAACUGUUUGCACUUUUAUUUUAUUAUUUGUAGUUCAGAUCAAUAACCCUUCUCUUAGACAUGGAAAUUAAUGAAUUUUAUUAAAAACUGUGGUUCAGGAAAAGAAGACUAGCAACAUGCUGCCUGUGAAGAUGUAUUCAACUAGAUAUAUUGUGGUAGAGAUAAGAGUUUGGAGUUUAAUUUUGGCAUCCUUGGAAAUAACAGUGAAAAAGUGUUAUAAAUCAGGGGCAUUUAUAUCUGAUAUAGAUUUUUAACCAUGUAAUAAAGAAAAAACAUUUCUAACAA
This is a messenger RNA of Xenopus tropicalis (tropical clawed frog), 757 nucleotides long. It is a transcript of the gene mpc1, whose product is annotated as mitochondrial pyruvate carrier 1. The coding region runs from base 72 to 407 and encodes 111 amino acids. Lineage: Eukaryota; Metazoa; Chordata; Amphibia; Anura; Pipidae. Gene Ontology annotation, cellular component: mitochondrial inner membrane. Gene Ontology annotation, biological process: pyruvate import into mitochondria. The transcript has 5 exons. The record is from RefSeq and is marked provisional.